Messenger RNA from Pochonia chlamydosporia 170, 2406 nucleotides. Its product is annotated as CAMK protein kinase. Gene Ontology annotation, molecular function: protein serine/threonine kinase activity; ATP binding. Lineage: Eukaryota; Fungi; Ascomycota; Sordariomycetes; Hypocreales; Clavicipitaceae. The transcript is spliced from 2 exons. The record is from RefSeq and is a predicted model, not a curated record. Bases 1 to 2406 code for a protein of 801 amino acids. Gene Ontology annotation, biological process: peptidyl-threonine phosphorylation; peptidyl-serine phosphorylation.
AUGUUGCCGCAUGUUGCUGGAGGCAUCGAUGACUCUGCCCUCCUGAGGCUGAGGCUGUACGGAUCGAGCCUAUUGGAAAAGGCAGAAAAGGCAGACUUGGCCCAGAGACUCAUCAGCAGGCCUCCAGAGCGAGGGCAAGCCUCUCACCUGGGCAUCUCACGUUGCUGGACUGGUGAUGUCAAGUACUUUCUUCCUUCUGUUGCCUGCUUCUGCCUGGUGUUCCCCAACCAGGUCGCCCGUUCGCCCAUCCUGGAACCGCAGCCGCUGAAGGGUUCCCGCCCCUCCCCCACUUCCUCUGCCACUGCCUCUGCCUCUGCCUCUGACUCUGGCCCUGUUGCUCCCGCAGGUGCUCCCGCUUCUCAGGUCGCUCCUUCCGCGCCUGCCAACGUCGAAGUCCAAGUCGAGUCAACGUCGUCUCCAACAAGACGUCGUCUUACUGCUCCCCACCACAGCCCCAUUGCUGCCUUCAUAUAUCGCCAUUUUCCCAAGGCCACAUGGGCUCUCUCUGCUAGGCAUCGCCAACAACCUCUUCUCAUGGCGGCCGAGCACAGGCCCGAGACCGCCUCAGAGGAGGUCUCGGAAGAGCGCACCGAGCCUUUUUCUCAAUCUGAAAUCGAUGCUCGCUUCAAUCGCUUCGGCGUCGAGGAGACAAGCGCCGUUCCCAAUGACGAGCAUGUUUCACUCGAUGACUUGCAGGUCGAGGACCACCACCACAGACAGGGCAUCCGCAUUCUCGUGCGCCCUCUCACCAAGUUGAACAGCACGCGAUCCGUGAGCCCCGGUAGCGAUAAUUGUCGCUGGCUUGCGCUUCGUGCUGAAGUUGCUUCGUCUGAUCAGCCUGAGCACAAGGUGCUAGCUGUGACUCAGACUUCCAAAGAUAUCAAGUUUUCCGUCCGCAUUCCUGGAGAGAGCCAGGACGAUGCUCCGCGCCCGCCAUUGUGGUGCGAGUUAUAUUAUGAUCCCGCCAGUGACAAGGUCAUCUUUUUGAACAAGUCCGACGUCCCCAUCUCGUUACACAAGGUGUCGCAAACCUCCUCACUAGGCAGCCCGCCUCUAGGUGACACCAACAUCAUCAACCCGGGGCUCAUCAAGGCAUUGCGGCCCGGCACAUGGCGCAUAAGAGUUCGCGACAUUGCCGUUUUGGAUUUUCGCAUUCUCGAAAAGCGACCUGUCACACUGUAUCAGGCGCGGCCUGCCUUACCUCACCAGUCAUCCUCUCUGACUAGCUCCAAUAGCAAUUCCAGUGUGAAGCGAGCACUGAGCCCAGAUGAAGAUGAGAAGAGAGUCAAGCGUCGUAUCUCAGAUGCCUCUAACCAAGCAGACGACGGCGUCAUCAUGUUCCUCCGUCCCGCCGCUGAUCCGCUGGUGUUCCCUCUGCCUAACGGGAGAGAGAGCAAGGAGCUCUCUGCCGCAUCAACUCACGCCCUCCUAGACGCGGACAAAGGCGACACGAUUGCCAUACCUGGCGUGUGUGAACUCGACGAAUAUUAUCUAACCAAACGCGAUCCAAUUGCCUCCACCGCCCUGUCCGCCGUUUACACCGCAGACCACUCGAAAGUCCCUGAUAAUAUUGUUACGGUCAAAGUUCUCAAGACAAGAGUGGCCAAUGCGAACGAUAAGCCGUAUGUGCAUGAGCGAAAUGUGAUUCGUCAGGCCGAUAUGUGGCUGCGCGAAUGUCAAAGUCAAGAAGAUUUGCAACAUGAAUCAAUCGUGCGGUACUAUGGAGGAGACGCACGAUAUCUGUCACUAUAUAUGGAGCACGUUGAUGCUCCGGAUUUGACGGCUCCAAGCCGAUGGAGGAACAAGCAAAAUGACUUGUUCAUGGGAAGUCGACAUGAUGCGAUGCGAAUCUUGCGCGACAUUGCCAGCGCGCUGGGUUACAUCCACGGCCGACAAUUGGUUCACAACGACAUCAAACCAGCCAAUAUUUUAUAUUCGCCCGAGCGUGGAGCCGUCCUUUGCGACUUUGGUCUAUCAACUCCCGCCGCAAACUCCCCAUCGGGCGGAGGAACGCCCUAUUAUGUGCCACCCGAGUUCAUUGGGACAAAACUCCGCGGUCCUGCUUCGGAUGUUUGGGCCCUAGGCAUCACCAUGUUGUAUGUCAUGCGCAAGAUUACGUUCCCUGACAGCAGGGCAAGGCGGCAUCAUCCAAAGCCGCUGUACUGGCUAAUCGCGGGCAUCAACAACCCUUCCAUGCCACACAAGCAGCACGGCAAUGGCCAUCCAGCCGUGAGCCAAAUGCGUGCUUGGUUGGAGGAGAUGUUUGAAGCCAGAGAAAGGCUCAACCCUAAAGACCGGUUGGAGCGACUAGUAAAGGAGAUGUUGACUCCGAACCCAAACCAUCGCAUCACCAUGAAGAAAGUGUUGCAGGAGCUGUUGAUUGAACUUCCUGCAAAGGCUGGCUGA